AUGGAUCCUUUCCAGUGGCCUCAAAUGUACGCAGACGCUUACACCUGGAGUUUUACCAUUCCACGACGCGAAUUCCAUGAUCCUAGCACUGACCUGUGGUAUGCUUGGUGGUCGCCAGCUUUUUCUGACGAUUUUGAGCCACUAUCUCCUGGUCAUGUCUUUGGCAAGCUGAAGUCCACCCACCGUGAUCACCUAUUUCGACUGUACGAGCGGGCUAACAAGCGCGUCGGCUCCUACAAGCUAUUCCGAGAAAACAAGCAAGAUGCGGUUGUUGGAUGGGUCACCGGGUUGCACUCUAGGCAAUUUCUGGAGAUAUGGAGCAUGAUGGAUUACCUUGAGAUCUUUGAGCCAUGGUUGAAAUUUGAGGACAAAGCGCACGGGGUCAACAAGACUUGGAUGGGGUGCUUCACCAAAGACUCCGCUAUCAUGUUGAGGCUCCACAAGGCUGGUGUACCUGUGUGGUUGAUACGAGAUGUCAGGCUCGUCAAUGAUAAGAUUAACAUCUGCCAAGUCAUUCCCUUCACUCCUGCUGACCUUGUGUUUGGGAUGUACCUCCAUCCCAUUAAGAACUUCGCUCAACCUUUCGAUAUCCGUUACAAGGGUCCAAGUGAUCAUCAACGCCAGGCUGUGGUUCGUCAACCGUACCUUACUUUUGAAGAGAUCCCUAUGGAUCAAACCGAAGUCAAUCACUUUGCAGCUUCCAGAGAGCCGUCAUCGGGUAAAGCGCCCACCAAGACCACGAAAAAUAAGUCCGCAGUAUAUGAACCGACCGCUCUGCGCCAGAACCAGUCUCAAGUUGGACGUGACAAAUGGUGCGAUGUGGCUCACCCGUUCAUGCCCAACAUCAACACCUUCUUCGCAUCGGCUAUGACUCACGCGGACAAAGAUUUGAGUCAUGUCAAGCCAACCCACGCAAGAAUGGAUGAGGGAUACAGGCUCCCCGAUCCUGGAUUAUUUGUCAACAUCCUUUCCUCGCAGUCUCUGAAGAAAUAUCUCGCUAACUGGUUGGCAUGCCGUGAGUCGUGGCUGAGGCAUGUUUAUAUGUCGCCUCCAUCUCCGCUCCCUCGGUCCCAAAGCUGGCGUGAUCUAUUGAUCACGCAGCCAACAACACCACAGCCCUCAUCGUCAAGUGGUCAGAUGCCAUCAGGCAAGACUGGCAAGUCCAAAGCCAAACUCGACCUGUUCUUUGGAGAUGAAUUAUCGCUCCUAUGCCAGUUUUGGACUGGAUCCCAGAUGUUGCAAUGGAGGGGUCAGAAAAUCGAAGCAGCAACGCUCGAGAAUCCGCCGCAUCGUCUCAUUCAACAGAUCAUAUACGAGAUUUGCGAGCAAAGCUUCCGAUACGACCUUCUGGAACUCGAUGAACAUCUUGCUGGUCAUAUGCGGCUGGAUCGGGAGGCGAAGAAGUGUCGCAUGGAGUUGCUCCAUGGAAUUUUUCCUCAGCAUGCCCUCAGCAUGUGGGAUAAGGAUUUUUCGACUCGGAAUGAUGGACUUAAUGCUGAGUCUUUCCAGGAUGCUCUUCCAUAUUUCGAGAAUUUUCGUCAAGUGUUGAUCGCAUGGGACGGUGCUCCUCAAGAUCUCAAACAGCCUUUCACCGAGUCGAUGCCCGAGGGAGAGAAGUGGCAACGCAUGAAGCAAUGUGCCCUGUUUUAUGUACAAUCAUUUUAUGACAACACAGGUCGCCCCCCCGUGGUCCCUCAUAUACUUUACGUGGGUCCAUAG
Molecule: messenger RNA, 1719 nt
Organism: Suillus discolor
Lineage: Eukaryota; Fungi; Basidiomycota; Agaricomycetes; Boletales; Suillaceae
Exons: 3
Coding region: 1-1719 (572 amino acids)
Source: RefSeq, a predicted model, not a curated record